This is a messenger RNA of Procambarus clarkii (red swamp crayfish), 17546 nucleotides long. Lineage: Eukaryota; Metazoa; Arthropoda; Malacostraca; Decapoda; Cambaridae. The record is from RefSeq and is a predicted model, not a curated record.
GCGAGGAGAGAGGGCGCUGGCAGCGGAGACGGACAGUCACCAGUGAACAACAUGGCUGCGAGCAGCGCUGGAGUAGAGUGGAGCCAGCUGGUGAAGCCCAUCCUGGCGGCGUCCUACGGCUCCCUCAACAAGCAGGACUUGCCCGAGCUGGUCAAGGCCAUAGUCAAGAGUAAAGAAGACAUUCUUCACCAUGAUGAGCAAUAUGAAGCAUUUUAUGCAUCGUUUUGUGUCCUGGCAGCGGACUACCUGGCCAGUAAUGCCCACCAGGUGAGUGUUGGGAGUGUGAGCCAGGCUGUAAAUGCAGCCAAAGUGUUGCUUCAGUUCUUGGCUGGCCACGUUGGUGCUCCUCCAACUGCCAUAACCACACCAGCCUCGCACUCAUCUUUAACUUCAGUGUCUACAUCAGCUGUGAUCAGCACAAAUGGCAAUGGUGGGACCCCAGCUGCAGCUGUCCCCACAGCAGUUACUUCACCUGUAGCUACAACUACAGCUUCCCCAAGUGAAACUGUACCCACUACUACCACUUCAUCUAGUACAGUGACAAGUGCAAUAUCUGUUUCUACAACCACCACAUCUGUUUCCACUGUUGCAUCACUAGCCGAGACGAGCGGAGAGAAGGAACGGAUGGUUUGUGUUCAUGACAAACAUCUGCUUGCUGGCAUCAAAGCUUUGUGCCGCGGGUCUGGAGCUCUACAUCGUGCUGAUCAGGCAUCACUGACAGCAGCUAUGAAGGCCGCAAAGCUGCCACCACACAUAAAGACUGUUGCUCCAGGUACACCUCCUCCAGCAGGUGAAAAAGAGACAUCUGCAUCUAAAGAAGUUCGGCGAGGGCGGAGCGAUCCCAGUGCAGCAAUACUGGAACAGUUGGUAUCACCACUACACGACUUGGGAGGUUCCAGGCCCCACCCUCCUCAUUCCUCAACACCACCAGCAACUUCUGACAAGGAGGGAGAGGGACCACUUACAAGUGUGUCGGACUCUGCCCUGGAUAUGAGGAAUUUGUUUGCUGGCCGAUGCGUGUCUGCUCUACAGAGUCUAGGUGGUGGAGAACAACUGAUAGAUGUAUGCCUCAAACUUCCCACUGUCGUGAAAUAUACCCAGCGUUACAAAGAUCUCUUGGAAGGUAAAGGACAUGGCUUCCCAACCAAUAUUUCCGAGGCACUGGUUGUGAAGGCAGGACUGAAUAUUGUCGUUAUGGAGCUGAGUACUGUUUGGCGUGUCAUGUCCCUACCUCUGCUGGAACCGUUAAAUUCCAUUCGUCUGCAGAAGCUCUCUACAAUUGCAAUGGCUGCCUUACUUGCUGCUCUUACUGUCUCCUGUGCCACAGCCAUUAUUGCAGUUGCAUCACAGGGAACAUCUUCAUCCAAGACGCCGCCACCUCCUCGAGAAGAUGAUCUAGACAGUGCAGCACCUGCCAUUGCUGAAAAAGCUCUGGAUCUCUUUAAUGUUAUUCUGAAUGCUGUGCGUUCAUCAACAAGAGCUGGUGGACAUCAUGUGCAAAACCUGCAGUUGAUGGGUUCCUGGUUGAUAAUGACUGGGCUCCACCAGUUGAUGCUUGUCGUCUCCUCAGCUGCUGCAAUGCAAGAUAAAAAGGAUGAUAAAGGCCGAAGCCCUAGCAAGAAAGAUUCUGCCUCUGCAAGGAUAAACCUAACUAAGGUACAACAAGGUUUUGGUGUAGUUUGUGUGGCACUAGCAUCACAAGGUGUGACUCUAAUGACGGGGCUGUUAGAAGAUGUUAAAGUGGAGGGAUGGACACCCCCUCGUCCCCCAGAGCCAGCUCGUCUGGAUCCCUUGGAAGCAUACACUGCUACUGAACGUCUCUGUCGGCUGUUUUCAGCUGUUCCGCUGAAUCAGCUGCUGUUUUACCUUGCCACCAUUUCAUAUCGGAAGGCUUGUAGUCUGAAGCGAACCCAUCGUGCCAUGGGUGAAGGCGAUACCUUCAGCAUCUCGGACUCCACUACAUAUUACGAGGACGACUUCUCCGAAGGGAGUCUUGGUGAAGAAGACGGUGGCGAUAACCCAGUGCUUGGCCCCGCAACAGACGACGACUCGGUUAUCAUUGGCGCCUGGUUUGAGGAGCCCACUACUCCAGGAGAAGGCGGUGACGAUCCAGUUUCGGGAGGAGCUCAAGGCAAUAGUGAUUCCUCGUCCUCCCCGGAUGAUUCUCAGGCAAAAACCCCUCACCGUCACAACUCCGAAGUCACCACCAUCGUGCCUGAGAAAGGGGAGCCUCAUGGGUUCAUAUCAUUGGCAUCACAUAUAUUCCUGCUGAUGAACAGCUACCUUGUUGAGAGCGAGUGUGCAUAUGUGCAGCAGUAUGUGCGUGCUGGGUUAGCAGAGACACACAUGGUUGUAUUGGCUGCAAUAAUACGCGAUCUUGACAGAGAAACGGCUAGAUCUGACUCUGGGAGUCUUACUGGGUACUUAGGGCCUGUACUUGGUUCUCUGUAUGAUGAAUUCUCAUAUGCCCUUUAUCGCUACACUCACAAUGUGAUAGCGUCGGGGCUAUUGAGCGAGACCUUGCAGAACACGCUCCUUGGUCAGCUUGGUGUAUCACCGUGGACUCCAGAUGGAGACUGGCCCUUGCAGGUUCUACCACGAACCCUCACCGUUCUAGCUCAGAUUCUACUGCUUCGUCAGCGUCGAGACAAGGAUGAGCUGAAGUGUGACUCGGACACUGCCUGUGUUCUCAUUUGGCAGCGUGUGAUUACGACUUUAACAAAAUCUGUCAGCAAUCCACCUGCUCCUGAGGCAGAAACAGAAGACUUGAAUGUGGAGCAUGCUCAGCUACUAUUGUUCCUCUUCCAUUCACUACAACUAAUGCAGAAGAAGAGUGUGCUACUGAAUGUGGCCUCAGCGGUAGUGAAUGUAUCGUCAGUGAUCAGCACGCCCAUGAGAGAGACUCAAGUUCUUCACCUGGCUCGCCUCCUACUCAUAUUUGAUUACCUCAUGAAAAACUUGUAUGAAGCCCCGCAAGUUUUGAUAGAACAGGUCCAGUGGAACCUCUUCAAGCCGAUUUCUCACCAGUGUGACUCCCAAACUUCAGGAAAAGAUUCCGGUGCUGGGGCAGGAGGGAAGAUGUAUCAUGUGUGGCGGGAUUUGGAGGAUAACUAUCGUAAAAACUAUUCUCAUGAAGACUAUGCUGUAAGACCAAGGUUUUACACUCUCACACCUGCCGAGACCAAUACCCAAGACACCCCUAAGCUGGAUGGUCUGGCAUGCAGUUUCAUCCUGGCCACUCCAGACACACUCAAGUACAGUACUCUGUAUGAUACACUCGUCAGCCUCUUGGGAAUUGGCUGCCAGAACGAUCCAAGCUUACGAUGUACUAAUGAUUCACAGUUGACUUAUCUGGGCCUUUGUGGUGUGCAGUAUGCAUUCUCUUUGGCUUACCGGCUACUUCUCACCAUGCCACCUUCUGUGUCGGCAUUGGAGGCUAUGGCUGCCACAGAGACCAAACUUGAAGGGUCUCAUUUGCUGCAUGCUCUCCUGUGGGGCCCUCGUGCUUCACACAAGAUAUUUAAUGGCUGGAUAAAGGAUGGACUCGUUCGCCAGAGCUUGACCACUCAGAAGGCAGAUGCCUUAUUGAAAUCUGUUGCAAAAACAAUGUGCAAUUUGAAGCAUGACCUAAAAGUUGCCAAUCAUCUAAUUACAUCUUUGUUAAGCAAGGGCUACACUGCAAUGGUGGGUGUGCCACUAAUGAACUUGGAGCAACUUCCAGCAUUCUCGGAUCUCUACAUGUUGGAUACUGUGUUAGUACGCCUCCAAGUUACUCUAGAUGAGGCUUGUCAGAAGGGAGAUAUUGAUCUCCGCUCGUGUGAUGGUGCUGAUCUUCUCCGAGCUUUGGAUAUAUCUGCAGAUCAACUCCCUAUUUCUGGUCUCUUGACUUUAAUACAAGCUUUAGCUUGUGCAACAAGAUGGAGCCUUCUACAACAGAUGAACAGUGUUCUAGAAGAAGGAAGCAAACUUUCUCCAGAGGCUUUAGAUGCCUAUUGUUCUGUGUUAGCUGUGUCGGGAGGCCACGUUCCUCGUGCUGGGCCACAUCCCCCGUGCCUUACCCGUGCAGCUCUGCCAGCCCCACUCAAAACUGCUCUUGACAACUGGAAUGCAAAUAACAUGACUGAUUUUCCUGCAGUUCAUGCAUGGCGUAACAGCAUGAGUGGAGAUGUGCUGCCAGGAGAGACUUACGUAUCUGGCGUUAUAAUGGGACACGUGUCGACUCUGUCUGCUCAGCCAACCUUCACCAUCAACUUGGCACUAAAGCACGUCAUGCAUACCCUUGUCACAUUUGCAACAGAUCUGGCAGGGUAUGUUACACAUCAUAGGUGGUGUAGUGAUGAUGAUAAGACAGGAGGCCUCCUGACAAGUACCCUCGUGAGCCUGGCUGUUGAUGCCACAUGUGACCAUGUCUCCGAGUGUGUGUCUGGUGCACUUGAUCGCCUCCUACCUGCUCAGGAAGGUGGCGACUCCUCGACUUCGCCAGAUCCUUUCCAUCUCGCUCUAUAUUCCCAUUUGCUAACACACGUCGAGUCGCUCCUGCAGUCUGCCGCAACUUGUGACGGAGUUGUGGAUGAGCAGAUUUUAGAGGGAUGCACAAACUUCCUUGAAGAACUGUUAGAGGUACCUACAGGGAAAUUGGCGCUCGACAAGUUUCUUGCCGAGUCCCACUUUGCAUCGGUUCUUCUCAGUCCACCUAUUGGUGGAGAUGUAAAAUCUUCAAGUCUCCCAACUCACAUUAUCAAGUUCUUCAUUAGACUAUUCCAGCUUGCUGAGAAAACCCCAACUGAUCACACCUUGGCUUCGGUGUGUAGUCGAAUUUCCGUGGGGUCAUGGCUGGAGUCUGGGAUACUUCAAGGAUGGCUCUCAACACAUCUGUUGACUUCUACACCAAGCAAUGAUGCUGAAGCAUCACCAAACAGCUGGCAGUUGUUGAGAACGCUUACAGCUUAUAUCAUUACUCAAGAUACACAGAAUGCAGAGGAGGUUGCACAUGGUCUGUUGAGGUCCCUAGUUCCACUAGGAUCAUCUCUAGUUAGUGGUGGGAGCGAGGGCUUGGCUAGCAUGACCCAUCUGCUGUCAGUGAUGUCGUCACUAGCAAGUGCUGGGUCAGGGACGGGCCAUGUCACACUCUUCAGGGCUGCUACUCAGUGGGUUACUCAGUGCAAGCAACACUUAGAAGGGGAAAGUGACAAAGGACUACUGGAGGCAAUGUGUCAUCUACUGUCUUACGUUAGUGAUGUUGUGGCAGCCCUUAAGGUUAACAGUGAGCGUUGGGCUGUUGCAUACCGAAGUGGAAUGACUUCGCCUCCAUACGAGCUGGAUCUAACAGCUGAUACAGAUUCUGACUGGGUGGAUGAUCUUACACAAGAGGAUGAUGAUAGUGCUGGCGAAGACUCGGAUGAAGAUAGCAUGUGCAAUAAGCUGUGCACGUUUACGUUGACCCAAAAGGAAUUUAUGCACCAGCACUGGUACCAUUGUCACACCUGCCGUAUGGUUGAUGGUGUUGGUGUGUGUACUGUCUGUGCACGCGUGUGUCACCGUGGUCAUGACGUAACAUACGCAAAAUAUGGAGCUUUCUUUUGUGACUGUGGAGCUAAAGAAGAUGGUUCAUGCCAAGCUCUUGUUAAACGAAGCCCUGCAUCAUAUGAGGAUGGUGUUGGAUCUUCAAGUGGGCCAGCUGCCUUUGGGGUGGAGCCCCUCCUGCCGUCAUCUCUCCGACGACGCCCAUCUUCGCCCUCACAAGGCACUCAAUCGGAUAAGCAUCGUGAUGAUACAUACAAGCAGAGACAGGCUCUAGCCAAGAAACUUGAGAAUGUGCGGGAUUUAUUGGUGGGUGAAGUGAGCAGUAGUGAAGUGGCUGCUACUGUUCUGGACUUGUUAUCAGACUUGAUGCCUACCAUCCAGGCCAGUGUCAGUGAUUCCAGCUCGGUUGGUUCCUAUCAACGCGCACUGGCAGCCCUUCACCAAGUACACACCAACUCCAAGAUAGUGGAGCCAUCAGAGCAACUAAUGGUGGCUACAUUGGGAUCUCAAGAAGGAGCUUUUGAAAAUGUCCGACUUAAUUAUUCUGGGGAACAGGGGCAAACAAUCAGACAGCUUGUGUCUGCUCACAUGAUCAGACGAGUGGCCAUGUGCUGCUUGGCCUCCCCAGGUGGCAAAAGGCAGCAUCUGGCAGUGUCUCAUGAAAAGGGAAAGAUCACAGUCCUGCAGCUUUCUUCCCUGUUGAAACAGCAUGAUUCUGCCAAGAGAAAACUUACGCUGACUAGACUAUCUUCUGCACCAGUCCCAUUUACUGUUCUCUCCAUCACUGCAAAUCCAGCCAAUGAUGAUUAUCUUGCUGUCUGUGGGCUUAAGGAUUGUCAUGUUCUAACAUUUGCAAGUGCAGGCAGUGUUUCGGACCACCUGGUACUACAUCCUCAGCUGGAGUCUGGAAACUACAUUAUAAGAGCCGUGUGGCUUCCUGGCCAGCAGACCCAAUUGGCACUUGUAACUGCAGAGUUUGUCAAAAUCUAUGACCUUAGUAUUGACUCCCUCUCUCCUCAGUACUUUUUCCUGCUUCCCUCUGGAAAGAUAAAGGAUGCCUGCUUUGUGUGCGCUCAGGUAAAAAAAGAUGAUGGGUGUUACCUGGUGGCUAUGGCAUCUUCAGGUUACAUCUAUACACAAGUGUUGAGUGAGGAGAGCUCUGCACAGCAUGGCCCAUUUUAUGUUACAAAUGUUCUUCAAGUCCAGCACCAAGAUCUGAAGGAUUGCAAUGGGCAGAUAGGUGGUGGUGGUGUGUCAGUGUAUUAUUCCCACACACUCCAGGUGCUGUGCUUCAGCUAUGCCCAUGGCAAGAGCUUCAUUGCCCCACUUGUAUCAAUCAAUGAAAAUGAGAAAGUGGAAAAGUUAUUUGCUGUGAGUGUUAAAGGCGGUAAUGGGUCAGGAGGAAGCAGCAGCAGUAGCAGCAGCAGUAGUAGCAGCAGUAGUAGCAGCAGCAGUAGCAGCAGUGGCGGCAGUGGCAGUAAAAUGGCCCCUCAGCCACUGUGUCAGUGGGGGGAGGUCACUGGCCAUCCGGGACUCAUCACAUGCCUUACCCAAUCAAGUAAUAAUCCAGUGAUUCUGAUGGUUAAGCCUGACCAUAUCCUCGUUCAAGAGAUUCGUGUUUUGCCGGCCAAGAGCAAAAUGACGGACCUAGUGGCAUUGCGACACUCUUGGUCACCCAACCACGAGGCCAAAACUACUCUCAUCCUCCUCUGUGAAGACGGCUCACUUAGGAUAUAUAAUGCCAACCCUCAGACUACAGAUUUCUGGUUGUCACCACAGAUGCAAGUUGUGAGUGCCAUCUCUUCACUUCGUCCUUCAAGGAAGAAGAAGACUCCAAAGUUAGGGCGACCAUCAGGUUCUGUUGUCUUCCCAGUGGACUUCUUUGAACACUGCUCAAUGAUGAAUGAUAUAGAGUAUGGUGGGAAUGACCUCUUGCAAGUAUACAAUGUACAACAACUGAAGAAUCGACUCAACAGCCAAGGCAUGUAUAUAGCAUCAACAAAACCAGGAGGAUUCCAGCUAGAGGUGACCAACAAUGACUCUACUCUUGUUAUCUGUGGCUUGAGAGUUUCUGUUGGUGCUGUUGAUGCCCAAAGGGUCCCUGCCUACCUGGAGAUAUUUGGACGCAGUGUUUCAAUUGCUGCCACACGAAGUCGCUGGUUUGACAUUCCUCUAACGCGUGAAGAAUCCUUACAGGCAGACAAACGUAUUGUUAUCAGUUUUGGACCUUCAGCCGACCCAUCUAAUGUUGCUAUGGUUGACUUCGUAAAAAUUUAUGGGAAAACUAAGGAAGACUUUGGUUGGCCUGAAGAACCAGAGGACUUUUCGGCUACCGUAACUGGUGCUGCAACGAGCGGAUCAGCUGGGAGUGGCACAGAGUCGGCGACAACAGGAGGAACAUCAUCGAUGCCCUUGCCACUCACUGCAGUUGAUCGCCUUGUGUCUGCUGCCCUGGAAACUCUUGAUGGCUGCUUUGUUGCCACACCAGCAGAGAAGAUUGUGGCCAGAGCUGGAGCUUUAGACUUGGCCACUAUGUUACUCAAUCUUCCACUGCCUCCUACAGUGCAACUUUCCUUUCAGCACCAUACUCGGACCCUGCUGGCAUCGCUUCAUCAAAGUCGUAUGGCAUACCACAAUCACAAAGAUGGUGCACAGCUUGCCAGUGUGGUGGAAUCGCUGAAUAACCUUCGUCGUGUGACUGAACCCCAACAACUAGACUGUGAAGCUUACCAUCGCCUUGUUGUCACUGCAAGAAAUGUGGCUGUGGCUAGACCACAUAAUCUUGUCAAGUACACAGAGAAAGUGUCAUCAGCAGACCUAACUUUAAUUCAGUUAGAAGACGACAGUAAGAAGCUUGAGGCUCCAUCGUCAUCACCCAGUCAGAAGGUAGAGGGAGAUGCCUCACUCUCAAAGAAGAGUGAUGGAGACUCUACUCUUAGCAAGGCUUCCGACACGACUUCUGACUCGGAGGCAACGCUCGAAGGUGGUGACAGCAACGGCAAUGAUAUUAGCAGUGAUGACACACACUUCUUGGCUCAGCUGAUGAAUGUGUUUUGGGCUCUCCAUAGUGCCAAACCUACCAACCUUUUCCUCACUCCUAUGUGCCAACCUGGUUUGACUCACGUUGAAGCUACAGUACAAGCAGUAGUGGAAAUCAUCCAUGCCUACACAGUGUGCUCGUUGUCAGCAGUACCUCUUGCUGUACGACUCUACACAGAGUUGCUGCUAUGUGCGGACACCUCUGUCAGUUUUGGUGCAAAACAAGCUUUGAUCAGAGUUUUACGACCUCGUCAUAAGAGACGCAAAGUUUUCAUUCCCAGUCCACCCAGGUGCUCUACGCCAGGUGUGGGUGUGGAUGACUCUGAGAAACCAACAGUGACCCCUCAGGAAACUGGAGGAGCGGCUCUGGUUGAGCCUCCAUUUGAAGGAGCUGAAGCUGCUGAUCCUAUUGUUGAAGCAGGUGGUGGUGGAGAUAGUCUGGAUGCCCUGGGAGUGUUGGGUGGUGGUGGGAGUGGGAGCCUGGCACUGAGAGGAGCUCUGAUGGGAGGCAUGCUUGACCUUCCUGCUGACGACGACGAUGCCAUGAUGGAGCUGGCAAUUGCACUUUCCCUGCACGAAGAACAAGGUCAAGCACCUGCCGAUUUGGGAAAUCUUCCCCCUGGGUUACAAGGUUUGGUAGGCGGGUUGCCCGGCCUACAUCGUCUGCAAGGACUCAGUGGUCAGGUGCUGCACAGCCUUCAGGUGUUAGCUGCAGGAGGCAUGCCUGGAGGCAAUGCUCAGGCCAAUGCACAAGAGGUACAACAGGAUGGGAGUGAUGAGCCUGAAGGUGUUGAUGCUGAAGGUGGCGAUGGUCAAGAGAACGGUCACUAUUCUGACACAACUGCAUCUGCCAAUGGCUCUGAUGAUGACGAUGGUGAUGGUUCAACAGCUGCCACUGAUGGUUCCAAUUUAAGGGCCUCACCUGCAGAACAUGCUGGAAGUGCUGGAAGCGAGUCUGGUGGCUCUGUGGUAGAGAGUCUUGGAGGUGAACAUAAUGUAUCUGGUCGCAGCUCAGCAUACGGUGAUGCUGGACAUGAAUCGGGAUCAACAGGUCUUCGUGAAGGAGCGGCAGCUUUGCCCACUGCCUUACAAGGUGAACUAGUCGAGGAAGAACUCCCUGAAGGUGGUGUUGGACUUCACACUCUUCGCUUGGCCCUUCUGGAUGCUCUCAUUCAGCGUAUUCCCUCCCUAUCAUCUGUUGGAGGAGUCACAACAAUACCAUUUUUCCAGGUUCUACUGAUGCUGACAUCUGACCUUGAUGGCAAUGAUACACGGGACAAAGCAAGCUUAGAUGCAGUCCUUUCUGCCCUUGUGACCCAACUGAACAUGAGUAGCAUUGACGUGUCAACAGUUUCCGAGCGCACCCUGAGCAAGGAGGUCCAGUUGGUUGUAAUGAGACUGCUUAGUGUGAUGAUGUCACGAAGCAAGUCGGGUGCCCGAUCAAGCAGCGAGAUAUCCAGCGUGAUACCUCAAGCAACGGCAAGUUGCCUCGUUCGUUCAGGAGCCAUGGACCAUUGUCUAGCCAUUCUGAAAGCUCUGUUAGAAUACUGGAGGGCCUCCUCUAAGGAGCAGAGUGGUACUGUGAUUGGUGCAGGACUGCUGAAGCCACGUCCCCUGACGUUACCACCGGACAUGUCUCCAUUUUUCUUGCGGCAGUACGUGAAAGGUCAUGCCCACGAUGUGUUUGCAGCCUUCCCUCAUUUGCUAACUGAAAUGGUGCUCCGACUGCCAUACCAGAUGAAGAAGCUUGGAGAAGGGGGUCAGUUUGAGCCAGCUUGGUCUCACUACCUGUGUGAGUAUAUGAUGACCCAACAGACUCCAGUUGUGCGACGACAAGUGCGAAAAUUGCUGCUAUUUAUAUGUGGCCACAAGGACAAGUACCGUCAAAUGAGGGACAUGCAUGCACUGGAUUACCACAUUAAGGAUGUGAAGGUGUUGUGUGCACAGGGAGGCUUUAGCUUCUCUGGUGGAGCAGCCAUGACUCCCAUCAGCCUUCCAUAUGAUUCCCUCAUUCAACUGAUAGAACACCUCAAGUCCUGUGUUGACAUAUCUUCAUCCCGCACACCCAAUUGGCAGAAGUACUGCUUGAAGGAUGAGAGUGUCCUCGGGUUUUUGAUGGAGGUAUCUUGCCUGCUUGAAGAAGGUGUGGCACCAACAGUCCUUCAGCUUCUCCAAGCAGCACUCUCUCCUAGCUCUAAGAGUUCAGAAAAUUCAAAGGGGUGUGGAAACAGUACAAAGCGUGCCUCCAGUGAAGACAGUGAAGGAGAGAGUAGAGGAGAAGAAGCCCAUUGUGCUGCAUUAGUAGCACAGAUCAACAGGUAUUUAGACCGCAACCGCAUUAGCCAGUUCGUGCGUACCUUCUUACUAGAAUCGAAUUCGACCGGUGUACGGUGGCAGGCCCACUCACUUGUCCUCGCCCUGUACCGACAUUCUCCUCCCAAAGACCAAGACACCCUACUCACCCUCAUGUGGUCAUUGUGGCCUCAUCUUCCUGCUUAUGGUCGCAAGGCAGCACAGUUUGUUGAUCUAUUGGGCUACUUCUCACUCAAAACUCAGCACUGUGAAAAGAAGGUUAUAGAGUACAUUAAUCGGGCGGUGACAGUCCUACGCACGCAGUCCCAACUCUUGGCUAAUCAUCCUAAUGCCAAUUUAUAUAAUUCAUUGGCUUCACUGGUUGAGUUUGAUGGCUACUACUUGGAGUCUGAGCCAUGCCUUGUCUGCAACAACCCUGAAGUUCCAUUCACCAGUGUUAAACUUUCUACAGUAAAGGUUGAUUCACGCUUCACGACAACAACUCAACUGGUUAAACUGGUUGGUAGUCACAUGAUCAGUCGUUUGACACUUCGAAUAGCUGAUCUUAAGCGUACUAAAAUGGUCCGCACCCUCAAUAUUUUCUACAACAAUCGCUCGGUGCAAGCUGUUGUAGAACUGAAAAACAAACCUGCUAUGUGGCAUCGAGCCAAAAAAGUGACGUUAUCUGCUGGACAGAUCGAGGUGAAGAUUGACUUCCCACUACCUAUCAUUGCCUGUAAUCUCAUGUUUGAGUACACUGACUUCUAUGAGAAUCUUCAGGCUUCAACAGAGACACUGCAGUGUCCUCGGUGCUCGGCAGCGGUGCCAGCAUCUCCUGGUGUCUGCGCCAACUGUGGAGAAAAUGUAUACCAAUGCCACAAGUGCAGGGCUAUAAAUUAUGAUGAAAAAGAUCCUUUCCUUUGCAAUGCUUGUGGUUACUGUAAGUAUGCCAAGUUUGACUACACUCUGCAAUGCCGGCCCUGCUGUGCUGUGGAUCCUAUUGAAAAUGAAGAUGAUCGUAAGAAAGCCGUAUUGAAUAUUAACACGUUGCUUGAGAAAGCUGAUAGAUCGUACAAGCAACUUCAAGCCUACAAACCAACCCUAGAGCUGUUAUUGGUGCGGAUUAGUGAGCAGGGUGCUGUUAGAAGUGCCGAUGAAGGUAGCUCGGGAGGGACUCAGGUCAACAGAGCCAUUCAACAGUUGGCCCAGAAGUACUGUGGAGACUGCAAGAACUCCUUUGAUGACCUCUCAAAAGUUAUACAGCGGGUGCAGGCCUCCCGUCGAGAAUUGGUGAACUUUGAUCGUUCACAAAAGGAAGGAGGGAAGAAGGCCGUCAUAUCACCGUUGGGUCGAAGUGGAAUUGUCUACAGCAAUCCUGAAGAUGGAGCUGUGGCUGCAGGUCGUUGCUAUGGGUGUGCAGCUUCAGCAACUGAACACUGCAUCACCCUCCUGCGUGCUCUGGCCACUAAUGCUGCACUAAGGGCCUCUCUCUGUCAGCAUGGGCUCAUCAAUGACCUUUUGGAAUAUAAUCUUCGGCGUGGAACCGUUCAGGUGCGAAGUGAGGUUCGUCAGCUCUUGUGUUUGCUGACCAAGGAUGAUUUGUCAGCCACACAGGAGUUAAAUCAUCUCAUCAUGGACAAGAUAAGUGUUGCUUUACACUCUCAUGUUACAUCACCAGACCUCGCAGCAGCUGUUAGACACGAGAUGGGACUACUUGCAUCUUCGGCUCAGAAGGAAGAUUCAUGCUGGGAGUAUCGCCUUAGGUGCGUUGUUCAGCUGUUCUUGAUGGCCGGCGGAUCUAAUUCCUCCCCCACAGUAAUGGAGCACAUAACCCUGCCGUGUCUGCGCAUCCUGCAAGGAGUGAUGAGGCCGCCUACACCACCCCCUCCUCGUAAGAGUCGAGACAAGACGCCUACUGGCUCUGUUGUAACUGCAACGGCUGGGGCAGCUGCUUCAUCUGUUGCUCCUAUUACUGCUACAGAUUUUAUGGCUGCUUACCUUGGUGGAUCUAAGGUUGGUGUGGAUGUAAGCAAGUGGUUGGCAGGUGAUCCUGGGCAUUCAUACGAGACAUGGAAGAAAAGGUCUGCAAGGAGAGUUCAGGAACCUGCUGUCUCGAAAAUGAAAAAGGAGGAGGUUCAUGAGCGCUAUUUACUUGAGAAGUUUGGCUGCCAAUGGUUAGCACGCACUAUCCGUCACCAGUAUGACUUAAGGAUGCAGGACUCAUCAUGGUUGCGUCGAGUCCUUUUCAAUCCAUCAUCACGAAUGGCAAGACAAGUUACUGCCCAGAUGGUGGAGUCCCUUUGUACUUCAGUCCAGCGGAAGAAAGAGGUUUUGGACAUGUUAACUACUUUCCUGCCAGAAAUUGGAAGAGCAGGAGAGAGUGCUGGAGAAUUUGUCUCCUUGUAUCAAACUCUACUGCUGGGUGCCCACUGGAAGUAUUACUUGGCAUUAAAGGGAGUUCUACCCAUCAUAGCUGGUCUGAUCUCCUCAGAAAUACAGCUACUCACAUCUUUAGAGGAAACAACUCUUACCACAGAUCUUAGCCAAGGGUAUGCACUGAAAGUACUGACAGAAUUACUGUCUCAGUUUAUUGAUGUUGAUGCCAUCAAGAGUGUGUAUAAGGGCCGUCUGGUUGGCACGGUGCUAAGUGGUUACCUUUCAUUACGUAAGCUGGUGGUUCAACGGACCAAGUUAAUUGAUGAUACCCAGGACAAAUUCCUUGAACUUCUGGAGGAUAUGACAUCAGGAACUGAAGCUGAAACCAAGGAGUUCAUGGCAGUGUGUGUAGAAACGUUGAAACAGUACCCACAAGAUGAUGUACGAACGCCUGUCUUCAUUUAUGAGAGGCUGUGUUCUAUCAUAUAUCCAGAAGAAAAUGAUGUAGGAGAGUUUUUCCUUACUCUGGAGAAAGACCCACAGCAAGAAGACUUCUUGCAGGGUCGCAUGGUGGGCAACCCUUAUAGCAGUAUGGACUCUGGCCUGGGACCCCUUAUGAGGGAUGUGAAGAACAAGAUCUGUCAGGACUGUGAGUUGGUAGCAUUAUUGGAGGAUGAUAGUGGCAUGGAGCUCCUUGUCUGCAAUAAGAUCAUCUCUUUAGAUCUACCAGUUAAAGAGGUAUAUAAAAAAGUUUGGCUGGCAGAAAACAGUGAAAGUGAUGCAAUGCGUGUUGUUUAUCGCAUGAGAGGUCUCCUGGGAGAUGCUACAGAGGAGUUUGUCGAGACUUUAGAUAAGAAGAAAGAGGAAGAUGUUGACAAUGAACAGGUUUAUCGCAUGGCUGGAGUUAUGUGUCAAUGUGGUGGCCUUGAGGUGAUGUUGGAGUGUCUGCAGAGAAUUAGUGACCUUUCUUAUGCAAGAGCACUGGUCACAGUCCUAUUAAAACUUUUCCAGUAUUGUGUGAAGGUACGUGUGAAUCGAGAACGUUUCAUGGUGCCAUCAUUAAAUGCCAUUGCCACCCUUCUACACACCCUGAAACAGUGCCUGGCAGCUGAGCCCGAGGUUGUUGCAGGUCCCCCAGGUGGAGCAUCCCUUACUGAGCAGCUGCUGCAGGUGCUGGAGGGAGUACUGGUGGAAGCUUCGUCUAUGCCUGCUGCAUCGUACACAGAGUUUGUAGAGACUUGUGGCACGCUGGAAGACAUCCACCUGCUCCUGAACUAUGUUGCAACAUCCUCUCGUACUAAUGCACAGGUGCGUCAGCGGUUGAUGAGAGUUUUGCCAUUUUUAGUCUUUUGUCACAAAGAGAAAAUGGAGCUUUUGGUUGGACAUUUUCGGCCUGUAUUGGACUUUGAGAAGUUUGAUUCUGAACACUCGCCAGAAGAUGCUGCCAAGAUGGAAUCCUUCUGUGUUUUCUGUGACGGCAUUGAACGCAAUGAAAAUGGAAAUCAGCUGAAAGAUAUGAUUGUCAGAGCUAAUAUUGUUAAGGAUGCACUUGCCUAUAUAGAGACCCACAUGCCAGUGAGCAAGAAGCUUGUUGUGGUGUGCAAUGACGAGUGGAAGGAGUUCCUGGGACGACCCUCUCUCAAAUACAUUCUCAGACUACUUACUGGAUUGGCAACAAAGCACAGAGGAACACAGCAAGCAGUUGCGGCAACAUGCAUUCCAGCCAUUCAUCGUCUCGAACAGAUCUCUUCAGAUGAACACGUUGGUUCGGUGGCAGAAAAUUUACUUGAAGCCUUGAGAGAUGAUCCAAGUAUAGCUGUCCAGGUGCAAGAAGUGCGACGUCAGACACGACAGGAAAAGAAACGCUUGGCAAUGGAGACGCGCAAAAAAGAAUUGAGUCGACUAGGACUUCGAGCUAAUGAAAAAGAGCAGAUUACAUCACAGUCCACUUUAUUAUCACAAAUGGGGGAGAUAGCAGAGGAAAGUGGGUUGGUGUGUGCAAUAUGUUUGGAAGGGUAUCGGUGUCAACCCCAGAAAGUUUUGGCUGUGUAUACCUUCAGCAAACGUUGCGUGGUGGAUGAAUUUGAGAACAAGCCACACAAAACACUCGGCUAUUGCACAGUUUCACAUUUCAAUGUUGUGCAUGUCGAUUGCCAUCUUGCAGCAGUAAGAUCUUCCCAUUCUUCCCGAUCACGAGAUGAAUGGGAGAGCGCUGCAUUGCAUAAUGCCAACACGAGGGCAAAUGGCCUCCUUCCUCUCUGGGGCCCACAAGUUCCAGAGUCCGCAUUUGCGUCAUGUCUAGCACGGCAUAACACAUAUCUGCAGGAGUGCACCACUCACAGAGAUAUCAGCUAUUCGUCCACUCUUCAUGACUUGAAACUAUUGUUGUUAAGGUUUGCCAAUGAAAAAUCCUUCAGUGAUGACACGGGCGGAGGUGGUCGGCAAUCGAACAUGAAUUUAAUCCCAUAUAUCUUGCACAUGGCGCUCUAUGUCAUCAAUACAACACGUUCUGCAAGCCGGGAAGAGAAAAAACUCAACACGUUCCUUGAAGCUGGACGGGAGCGGUGGGUAGAAGUAGCAUAUGAGGCAGAGGGAGUGUUUUACAUGGGUGUCCUGUCCUUAGCAGUUUAUUCGCCAGCCCAAUGGACGGCAGUUCGGAUUACAUACCUUCAACGACUGCUGGUUGUUGCACACGCUCGUUCUGUCUCGCCUCAUCCACCUCAAGGGAACAGGAUAACGGACAAAGCAACAAAGGAUUGGGCAGCAUAUAAACAUGCUGCUAUAUUUUGGGCCCUUGUAGAUGGAAUUUAUAACAUGUUCUUUAAGAAGGCAAGUGGUGAAGGUGAAUGGAGUGUAACAGUGGCAGAGUUUGUUCGUCACAAUGACCAAGUGCUGGUUGAAGCUGCCUCCAAACUUCUUACUAACUACCAGGAAGAACUUCUUCCCAUUUCCUCUUUCAUGGAAUUUUGUGAUGUUGUAGGUUUACUUCAUGAGAUUGAAAACCCAGACGAGUUCUUAACGGAGCUUCUACUGAGUUUGCCGUGAUACUAGUGGUUCCAGGUGUAGAAACCCAAGACAUGUUUUGUCGUAUGAAAAUUUAAAGUAUUUGUAGCGGUAUAACCAUUAUAUAUAAAGAACUAUUGUUAAUGCCACUGAAUAUAUACCAUUGUAAAUGUCCUAUGGAAAAACCCUGUUCAUUGGAUAAUAUAAGGUAUGUUGAGACAGAACCAUGUUCACUAAUGACUCAAGCUUGAGUAAUAUAACUUUAAACGUUAAUUUAGCUAGUGAAUUUAAAAUGUACUAGUGACCUCAGAGGCAAAUAUCCCAAGGAAAUGUAGUAUCAAUAUAGAUUAAUAAAUUAUAAAUGUACCAAUGCAUUUUUGUUUACAAGCAGAAUAUGCAGUACUGUAUUAACUCGGUUCUUAAUAGUUGUGAUUAGUAAAGAUAAUUAAAUGCUUCUCACCUAUGUCUUAGGCCUUUCACAGUUUAGUUGUAACUUCAGGUUAAACUAGAAUAUCAAGCAGGUGAUACUGUCUGGUAGUGUCAUUACUCAGAAUCAACAUAGUUAUCUGACAUGUGUGUCCUUGUGUGUUGAAUGUUUGUCUCCUUUACUAGUCCAAUAGUCAGUUCCUCCAAUGUUCUUUAGAAGUGGAAAUUUCUCUAUUAUUUUUUUGAAAUUAAAUGCUUUGCUAUAAAAUGUAUUGGCAGAUUAACAUUACUUUUAAUUUAAAUGAGGGAACAGGUCAAUAAAAGUGAAGUUAGUCACUUUGUACUUAAGUGCACUUCUGUUUAUACAAAAUCUUUUCUUAUUCUCAGAAUAUGACUUGCAAAGUAUUUAAACUAAAGGUUAUUUAAAUUAGUGUCCAUGCAUCAAAGUUACUUUAGUUUGAGAACAGUAUUUUAUACGAUACAUAUUGAUGUGUAAUAAAUGUGAUAAAAGCAGAAGCUUUGAUCUGUACUAUUUGUACUAUAACAGUUAUCUCUGUAGAGUAUUUGGCAUGUUGCUACAUUAUUGAUAAAGCUUCUGUAUGUAGGUUGUUUUGUUAAAAGUUUAUUAGUAAGUAGUUUAUUUUAUUUUGGCUUGGAGAUAGAUCAUUACUGGUUCCACUAAAAUUCUUUGUUAGUAAAAUGUUACAUAUUUGGAUAUUAAACAACUCUAGGAACAAUAGUGAACAAUUUGACAUGAAAGGAGUUACAAAUGCAUUAUUUAAAAGUUAUAAUAAUAGUUUAACAUUGGUGUACUGUAUUUUGUUUGAACUAUUGGCACUGGGGUGAAAUUUGAUUUUAUAAACUCUUUAAAAUAAAUUUAGAGCACA